This is a messenger RNA of Misgurnus anguillicaudatus (oriental weatherfish), 2800 nucleotides long. RefSeq names its product endo-beta-N-acetylglucosaminidase (gene engase). Gene Ontology annotation, biological process: protein deglycosylation. Gene Ontology annotation, cellular component: cytoplasm. Lineage: Eukaryota; Metazoa; Chordata; Actinopteri; Cypriniformes; Cobitidae. Gene Ontology annotation, molecular function: mannosyl-glycoprotein endo-beta-N-acetylglucosaminidase activity. The record is from RefSeq and is a predicted model, not a curated record.
GUGGGCGUGGUAUCUGACGUCACUCUUGGAUGUAGGCUGGGUUGAAUGUCCACGGCAGGCUGCAGCGAGAGAGACCCUACUCUCAUUAUGCAGUACGUACACUGUCAUUUCACCAAUGAGAGGCAGUGCGGAAGCAAACGUGUAUGUUGAAGGUGAAUGUUAAAUGGUUAUUUGUUCAGCUCUGAGUCUUGCCUGGACCAACCGGGAGAUCAAAGUGUUCACGAGGUGAUAAGUUAUGAACCAUCCAAAUUGCCAGCAAAACAUUAUGAUCCUGAUACAACUGAGCCCAUCAGCUGCAGUCUGCAGUCCCUCUCAGAGCUGUUGUCAUGGAAACGACAUGAGUCGAGCCCAUUCAAUGUGGCCACAGUGCCAUUGGCUAGCAGGUAUCCCCCCCUAGCUAGAUCCCCCAGAAAGACAUUGGUGUCCCAUGAUAUGAUGGGUGGCUACCUGGAAGACAGGUUCAUUCAAGGUGCAGAGGUCGAGAUGCCGUAUGCCUUCUAUCACUGGGAUUAUAUUGACAUCUUUAACUACUUCAGUCAUCAAAUGGUUACCAUUCCUCCUGCAGUCUGGACUAAUGCGGCACACAAGCAUGGAGUGCUGUCUAUUGGCACAUUCAUCACCGAGUGGACGGAUGGAGCAAAGACCUGUGAGGAGUUUCUAGCGAAUGAGGAAUCUUACCGUGGAACUGCUGACAAGCUGGUGCAGAUCUCCCACUGCUAUGGCUUUGACGGAUGGCUUAUUAACAUUGAAAAUGUCCUGAGUGAAAAUGCUGUGAAGAACGCUGGUCUCUUUCUUCGCUACCUCACAGAUCAAAUGCAUGAGCGUGUACCCGGCAGUGUGGUCAUCUGGUAUGAUAGUGUGCUGAAAAAUGGCUCACUCAAUUGGCAGAAUGAACUCAACGAUAAUAACAGGAUGUUUUUUGAUGCAUGUGAUGGAAUAUUCACUAACUACAAUUGGACAGAGCAGAGCCUUGAGUGGAUGAAUUCAUACUCUGGUGCUCAGGACCGCUUGGCUGAUAUUUAUGUUGGUGUUGAUGUGUUUGCGAGAGGAAAGGUGAUUGGAGGAAAGUUUGAGACCAAUAAUGCUCUGAAACUGAUUCGCAAGCAUGGAUUUUCAACAGCCAUCUUUGCUCCCGGUUGGGUGUAUGAAUGUAACGAUAAGACGGAUUUCCGCCAAAACCAGGACAAAUUUUGGUCCUUGGUCUCUGAUUACCUUUAUAUCCACCGUCCAUCAUCCAGUCUUCCUUUCAUUUCCUCAUUCUGUCAGGGGUUUGGAAAGAAUCUUUACUGGAAGGGACAGGUGGAGAACGAGAGAAGCUGGUUCAACCUGAAUGCCCAGGAGAUUCAGCCUUUGUACUUGUCUGAGACCAUUGGGGAAAGCGGUUGGCUGAAAACCCGUGGCUGCUCAGAAGAUGCUUGGAUAGGAGGCAGCUCUCUGAUGGUGGAAGGCAUGAUUCCACCUGGACUUACUGAAGUCUGUGCAAGGAUAUUUUCUCUUCACAUUCCUUUGGCAGCUAGGACGUUUGUCUCUUUUGUCUACAAGCCACCCGUGGGUGUGAAAGUGUCACUAGAGCUUAAAACUAUAGAUGUUCCUCUGUGCACAUUUGAUGGGACUGAUGAAAUACCAUCUAGCAGUGUUUUUCCAGAAGCAUUAGAAGAAGACAACCAGCUAGUUGAGCAGUUUACACAGAAUUGUGGCCAGUGGGCUUUAGACGGCUGGACAACACGAUGCUUCUUGUUAAAAAUGACGGGCUGCUCGAUACGAGAAGUGUGUAUGCGUGUAUCCCGAGACGAAGGAGAGGAAGACGUUUCCUUCAGUUGCAGGAUUGGAGAGAUAAUGCUCAUGGAUGCAGAGAGUCUUCAGGCACCACUAGGGUCUGUCCAGGGCGUAUGCGUGAAUGAUGUGGUGUGGCAGACGGGUGACGGAGAUACGAUCAAGCUCCUCCUGAACGCCACCUUACGCUGGCAGUAUCCUGCACAGUCAGUUCGCCAUUUCCGGAUACACUGGAGGCGCCUCCGUGGUCCCGACCCUCGCGUUCCUGCAGGACCACUGAUUCUGAUAGGCAGGUGUUACUCAACCCUGUACCGUGUGGUGGAGCUUGAGGUGCCUGCUGAUCCAGGUCUCAUUGAGCUGGUGGUGGAACCUGUGACCAAAGAGGGUUUCAUAGUACCCGAGUCCCACUGGGGCCGACGCACGCUCAGCUAUAGUAAGAGUGCUGCAGGGAAGCCGUGAGUGUGGAACACUACUGCUUACGUCUUAACGGAUUUCUUUUCUAUAUGCCAAAGAUUGAGGCGAGUUGAUGCUUAGUACAAGAUUUUAUAAUUCACUGCAGUCAUGUUACAUGUAGUGUUUUGCAACUGCAUUUAUUCAAAAUACCUAAAACAUUAUCUGCACAUAUAUAUGUGAAAUGUGUAUGCUUAGCUGCUUGAAAUCUUAUUUACUUGAUCAGAAAUUCGGAUGUUUGACAUUUUAAUAUGUCAUUAUAUUUAUGCUUUCGGCAGUGACUUACAGUUCAUUAAGACUUUAUUUACAGCUUCAAUGCAUAAUUUGCAUUUGGCAGACACUUUUAUACAAAGUGACUUGCAGUGCAUUCAGACUAUACAUUUUUAUCAGUUUGUUUGUUUCUGGGUAUCAAACCCACAACCUUUGCAAUGCUAAAGCAAUGAUCUAUCUAAUGUGAGAAAUUAACAUUAACAAUCAUGAAUAUCGCACAUAUGCAAGAAAGAUGACUGAAUAUUUAAGUAUGUUGUUAGCUUUUUCAAAUUUUUUAUAUAAGAAAUUACAGUACUCUAAAAUGUGA